Varroa destructor (honeybee mite) is the source of this 5767-nucleotide messenger RNA. RefSeq lists its product as uncharacterized. Lineage: Eukaryota; Metazoa; Arthropoda; Arachnida; Mesostigmata; Varroidae. The record is from RefSeq and is a predicted model, not a curated record.
CUCAGCGCCUUCUGAAGUCUGCGAAGACUGUCUACAAACGAGGCAAUAUUCGCACGUCAUUGGAUACGACGCUACACGUAUAGACUUCGACCAAAUUGCAAUAUAAAGAUUAUUACUCUUACACCAUAAAUCCGUUUACAAAGCAAGCUGAAAAGCCAAAGAUAUCGAGUUUGUGAUAGUGAACCGCAUAUCGAGGAUUCUCCCUUUACAACGAUUCUAGGCAAAUUACAAAGGCCUGAAGGAAUUGAAUAGUUCCUUUGAAUUUUUGUAUUCUAGUUGUCUCUUUCAAGUAAAUUGUUGUGUGGUACUCCACUGUGUGGGGGUGUAUGGGGGAGUGUCUGUGUAUGUGCGUUCGCGUCUGUUUACGUUGACGCUGCGCUAAUCAGGGUGCACACAAACACUUUUCAGACUGAAGUGGUUUCCGGCCAGAGAGGAGACGUCGGUGAUUGUUUUACGUUGUUUUGUGGCUAAAAAAAUUGCACGAACUGUGAGUUGAAGACUUCGUCGAGCCAUCGCUGAGCUGCUCAGGCAGCGUGCGAAGGGACGUAAUACUCCACCAGGAACUCUUCGGCAAACGCUAAAAAUGGCAGACGGGAUAGCGGUCGUGACGGCGAUGGUACUCGUACACGUCCUAACAAGUAAAGGCAGCGAAGCCGCAGCUCCUCUGCCCCGACCUCAGGCUCUAAUUCAGCCAUCAUUGUCUGAUCUUCCAACGGUAACUGUACGAGGUUUCCUGAACUUCCGGACAACUGUCGAUGGGACCGUAAUUGUUUUCACUCCGUCGUCUGAGACGCCUCAACAGAAUCAGCCGAACGAGCCGAUAGCUCCUACAAAGACGGCGCAGAUACAGAUUAGUCCAGAAUCGACAGUACUUAAGCCAGGCACACCAAAAGACUCCUCACUUGACAAGACACAGGACUUCCAAGACCUUUCGCAGGCAAACAAAGUAUUCGGCUUUGAGAUCGAACCCGAUGAUGUCGACGGUACCGUCAGUUCCGCGGCGCCCACGGUUCCCCCGGUGAGUAAAAAGACCUCGUCGACUGCGGCAAUCUUCCCUGUGAAGACAACGAGUGCACCAACUACCCCUAAGGCCACUACCCCGAAGACAACCACCCCUAAACCGACUACCCCUAAGCCUACGACAAAAGCCACCACCCUAAAGCCGACGACAAAAACGCCUCCUAAGACAACCCUCGUUACAAAACCCACUUUUAAAGGAGCGACCCCGAAGGACGCGAAAAUCUCACAAAGUAACGUCCCAGUUACUCGUAUUGUUGAAACAACCGCCUCUUCUGCGCUAUACCCAACCGGUCUAGUGACGGUUCUUGGGGGUACGAUGAUUUCACAUGGCGCGACCACAAUUCAUGAGACUAAAGUGAUCGGAACCUAUAUUCAGGGUAAAUAUGCUCAAAUCCUCGAGAGCACUUCACGUGUGAUUCAACCCAGCGCCGUUGGGGUUUCUCCUUCACCAACCUUUGCUUCACAAGGACAUUCUACAGCCCCACCGGGUCUACAGACCAUCGAACGUCGCGGUGAUGUCGGGGAUUUGGAGAAACUCCUGCUGCAGGCCUCAUUCAAAAGCUCAUCGGCAACGUUGCAGAGUCGGCAGAUACAACAAACCACUCGGCUCGAGCCGAAAUUUACCGAAACCAUUGAAGACGAUAACAAAAUCCACUUUACCAGAAGGCCUAAUGGACGCAGCCAAAGCAGCACUACCUCUAGGCUACGUUAUAGCCCAUUAGCCAAAAGUCACUCGGUUCGUCUUAAUCGUUUCAAGGUCCGUCUGACUUCCCGUUACGAGGAUCAAACGGCAUUGCCUUCGGAGGUUGAACAUUUGAACGCGUUUGAUUCACAGGUGAAAGCUCUCGAUCUUGAUGACCCUCUUCUAAACAUUGAUCCCGCUCGAAUAACCUGGCUGCCUACGACCUUCACGUCGUUGGUGACUCUUCGCGCUGGUCAGCGCAAAUCCGUCAUUCGAACCCUAACAAUAACCACUUCUUUUCCGACGACGAUUGAGCCCAGCGAAGUUCUCUCUAAUGGCAUCAGCGACAAUGCCAUUGACCCAACACCGUCUGGGUUGGUUCAUUCCCGAAUUUACUCAACGGAACAGCACACGUGGCGCACGUCGCUCAUCCCGGCUUCUCAUGACGGCCUUACCUCGAUGCAGACCAUCACUGAAUCCUUUGUAAUCAGAAAAUUCGUCACAGCGUACAGGACUAUGCCCUCCAGCGAGAUUACUGACGAGAUGACCAACGAAACGUUAAGCUUCCUCGAUGAAUCGGACGAUUCCUACAUCAAAACACUGCUGGCUGGCGACAUCAACGCUACGGCGACAACUAAAACAGAUGAGCCACUUACUUCGAAAAACAUUCUCGACGAACUUCAAAACGCUCUCCAGAAGAACCCGCUUGCUGCACUGCUUCUGGGCCUCAACACCCAGCUUCAGCCUUCGCUACAGACCGUAACCCGAAGCAGCACCUACGUGACCACUGACACCCUCUACCACACGAAGGUCGUGAGUUUUUACGAUGGUCGGCGAACUCGUUCGAAACGUCUAUCGGAUUCGAUUGGAACGACAGAGCGCACCCUUACGACCGUUACCACCGAAGUGAUCACUAUUCAGCCAACACAGGCAUUCCCAUUUCCGUUCCUCCUGCAGCCGACACCAACAGCCAGCUAUUCGACUAUUACUUCGCUGUACACUACGGUAACUACGGGUACCAGCUACGCGUCCAAGAUCUUCACGCUUAUUUAUAACGCGUUUUCAACGAGGUAUCGAACGGUAACAUCUAGCUCGACCUAUCCGACGACAAUGGUGAUUACCUCAACUUCGUCGUUCCUAGUUCAGCCCACUUUAGCUUACGGAGGUUAUCCAAGUCAAACGUCCCCUGGCUAUCAAGCCCAAGUGCCACAACAAGCACAACUCGUACAUCAACUGAGCCAGGCCGUUGUGGCUGAACCACAACCUUUGGCUACCGUCCAAGGAAAUGCACCUCAACCGACACCUGUGACUACGAACCUCCCUAUGGCAAUGGUCACCAAGGCAACUGUUUUUGAGCCGGUCUCCUCUGCACCUGCUAUACUGGCUGCGGGUCUAUCGUCUUCCGAGUCGGUUGAGUCAUCCAUACCAUCAGCUGAUUUGACUUCAGGCGCCGAUGAGGCGUCAGCGGUUUCAUCUUCGGAACAGGUCGCAACGCCCGUUCUAGCCAUAGCAGCAAACCUUGCACCUGCCGCUCCACCUGCGCAAGCUGCCGCAUCCUCGGCAUUACAACCUAACCUAACAGCCUAGAACUAGUACGGACUAGGGAGUUACGUCCCGUUAUAGAAAAAGAAGUACACUAAAAUGCUGUGAGGGAAGCUGCAUGCGUGCCAAGUUCAGCCAAGCCAAUCGAACCAAUCAUGCUUAGGAGAAUCCACCUAUACCCUCAUAGUUGCUCCGUCACACUCAUGUACAUUCACGCGCGAAUACUUCAAUCAACAGAAUGCUACGACAUCAUCGUGUUGAUCAUUGUUAUUAUUGUUGUUAAAAGUGGUAUAAUACCGGAAAAGACAUCAGCCUCAUCAGCAGCAAGCACAGUAGGAAACUAUGGCAAUGGCUGUAGACCGCGCAUAAAAAUCAGCCAAGAACAAUCUCACCAACAGCAGCAAGCAUAAAGAAACCAUCAACCGUACAGUUGUGAGUAGGCCUGAUCUCGCAGGGACGCCAACACAUACUAGUAAUAUAGGUGUGAUUGGCUCGAAGUGAUUGACCCUGUCCAAGUUUUUGCCAUUAUUGUAUCAGGAUAAGACGUUGAUUGGGUUUCGUUUUAGUUGCACGAAAAUGACCCAUUUGUUGAGGCACGUUUCCCGUCAAGUUAUUAUAGUAAUCUAUGUUUGUAUGACUGGGUGCUUUACAGUAUCUUUUAUACGUGAUGCGCACCUUGUGUAUGCCUGACAAAACCAAAUAAAACAAGCUGGUCUCGACCAAACCAGCGGCGACGACGGUGGCAGAAAAGCGUUUGAGACCGCCCCUACCUUUCCUGUUAUCCUAGCCUAACCCUACAAAUCUGUCAACCUACAAACAUAAUCGAGCAACCAUGUUUUUAUUUUGUUACCAUUGCUGCUGCUAUGGGUUUGGCAAAACGGUAAAGUUUGUUCCCGCUCUGAAACGGGAAAGCGUCUGCUAUUGUAUUUGAACGCUCGUCGUGACCCGCUACCACAGGAUGUAAGAUAUCGAACUGAGAUCAAUCCAUGACAAAGUAAAAGACAGUUUCCUAGCUCGGACGCAGGAAGCUCGCACUUGUUCUUCUUUGUUAAAAUUUCGAAAUUUGUGUCGUCGACAAAUUAGCAUCGAGUUAUUUAUUUAUUUUGAAAGUUUUCAGUGUAAAAAUGAUUUCGUAUAUAGAUUUUGCGUACGGGAUUGACUAUCAAAGCUUCGGUAGACGCUCGAUGCUUCGAUGUCGGAUGCACUGCCACUGACACACCCAUCAUUUCUGCAAUGGACAGCUCACUGAAGGCCUCAUAGCCUUCCCCGUAACGAAGAUUAGAUGUGAAUUACAAGUAUCUAAAUGCCAAUAAUUUUGUAAAUGGAAAAGCAAUUGAAGGUUAUAGUUAUCACAGCAUAGAGUAAAAAGUAUAAAUAUAUAUAUAUAUAUAUAUAUAUACAAAAAUAGAGAAUGCCAGAGAAAAGAUACGGAUGGCCCUGACAGACCAUAGUAGAUUGAUCCUGUUUGCGAAGGCGACAUAAAUGCAAAUAUUCUCUGUAAUCAUUUCCAUACGAGCGGGUAACUCUAGGUAUACUUGUUGUGUGCCUUCGCAUAGGGUAGUUGCCAUAAUUAUAUAUAUAUAUUUACUGCUGAAUAUCAUAUCAAUGUGACAGGAAGCAUUACAAAGUACAUUCUAGUAAAAUGAUUCACUUUAAUCAAGUGCGAUUUAAAUUAGCGUCUCGAAUCUUCAAUGUGAAGCAAAAGAAGCUUCAACGUGCAUCGCAGCUUUCUGAUGACAUAAAUUUUCGGACGAUUAUUCCCAUGGACAACAUAAAUGGGCAAGAUUAUGUUUCAAAAGUUUAAAAUCGAUGACAUCGAAGGUGACACAUGGCACAGCUUUAUUGUCAUCUCGUGUUGUCUACGUGUUUUUCUUGUGUUUAUAUAUAUAGGUAUGUAUAAAUAUAUAUAUAUAUAUAUAGGUAUGUAUAUAUAUAUAUAUAUAUACAUUCAUGUAAAUAACAUUGUAUAUAUCAGUAGUAGCACUGCAUAAAACUGAAGAGUUUACCGUCGGUGAGAAAAAACGUAACGCUAACGGCUCGUGAAGUCGAUUCUCACAGCAGAAACUCCGGGAUGUGGAAACGGAACAUGACGACACGAUCAUACGCAUGCCUCUGACAUUUUCAACGUUAAAACAUUAACUAUCGUAUGUAAGUCUUGCAUAAAUGCAUUUUUGGAGUUAACUGUUAAACAAGUACGGCUAAUCGAAUCAUGCAAGGCUAUCAUAUAUAUAUAUAUAUAUAUAUAUAUAUAUGGAGAGAGAGAGAGAGAGAGAGAGAGAGAGAGAGAAUGCACCUCGAUUUAUGGUGAUUCUAAAGUAGGUAAUAAGGAAUAUAACUUUUUCUCUGUGAGAUAAUCAGAAGUCAUACUUCAUUUUAAAGAUGACACAGUAAGUGAUUUGGCUUUCAAAUCGGACGAACAAAGGACCCUAGAGGAGCAUGUAGUUGCAUUCAUCGACUCAUUAUUCAACCUUAUAUUCGCCUCAUGAUGUAAACGUAUCGUAUGUUAUCAAUAAAAAAAAGAAU